Messenger RNA from Naegleria lovaniensis, 2187 nucleotides. RefSeq lists its product as uncharacterized. The record is from RefSeq and is a predicted model, not a curated record. The coding region runs from base 1 to 2187 and encodes 728 amino acids. Gene Ontology annotation, biological process: regulation of DNA-templated transcription. Lineage: Eukaryota; Heterolobosea; Eutetramitea; Acrasida; Naegleriidae. The transcript has 3 exons. Gene Ontology annotation, molecular function: DNA-binding transcription factor activity, RNA polymerase II-specific; zinc ion binding.
AUGCCCAAACAUCACACCACCCAAAACUCUUCAACCACCGUAACCGCCAUUCCUCCACAAGAACCACACCAACUGGUCAACCCAGAAAUUUCCGAAUAUUUACUCAACGUAAAUUCUGUUGAAGAAGAGUUUCAUCCCAUCUCAUGUCUCAACUGUAAAAAGCUCCAUAAGAAAUGCAACAAGAAACUCCCACAAUGUGAUCGAUGCGUUUCGAAAGGAAUUUCAUGUCAAUAUCCCGAUCCAAAAAAGACAAAGAAGAAUACAUCUUCGGGAUCUUCUCUAAACGAAAAUACUCUUGCAACUACACUGAAAAAUCAAAAUUCUCAUCUCUCUAAACGCAACGUUCUUGAUCUGUAUUAUUCUGUCAUUUGCCAUUGCCAUGCCAAUGCAGUGAUUGAAAGAACUCAAUUUGAAAAUUAUAUUUUAUAUAGAAAUUUAGAUGAUGAAAAUCAACCAGAUGAAAUCAAAGCCAUCAAUUGCUUGUAUUUGAGUAUUCAAGCAUUGGCUGAACAGAGAUGUGGUUUAUCUGAAUUGUCCGAAGAGAGUGCAACAAAGGCAAGAACUUGUUUGAGUAAGAUUUUUGAUUUUCAUACCAACUUUUAUGUGACUUGUGCCUAUGUGUAUUUGGCUUUGUUUGAGUCUGGAAAUGGAAGAUUUAGAAAUGCAAGGUAUUAUCUUCACAAUUCAAGUUUCUACUUUGAAGAAUUAAAGAAUAUUCAACUCACUCCCGAACAAGUAGCACUUACUAAAACUAAAAUCUAUGUCGAGUGUCAAUGCAAUGAGAGUAGAGAUGAAGUGAGUGAAAUGAUGAGAGAAUUACCAAGCAUGUUUUAUCUAGCUACUGGAAAAUUGCUUCCAUCUCAAUGGUCUAAAUUGUUGGUGUUAGAUGAUGUCAAUACUCUCAAUGUUGCCAAUCGACUCCGAGCUGCUGAAAUUGUUUCUGGAACCAGUCAUAAAAAUCUCAGAGAAUUAGCACCACCAGAAUUUAGAAAAGAUCACGAAAGUAAUUUAUGUGAUACUUCAUAUACCAUGAUUAUAUGUGGAUUAAGAAUUGGAAUUUUAUCCAAAGUUGGUUGUGGUAAACAAUUAAUUGAAGAAUCUGCUCUGAAAAUAACCUAUUUGACACAAGCUCCAAAUUUUGCACUCGUUCCUCCAAAUAUGGUAGUCUAUGUGGCCGUAGCUGCAAUGAUUCAUUUGCAUUUAGUUCGUUUAAUCAACAGUGGACAACGUGCUAAUCAUCAAAUAGGUCUAUUGAGCGAUGGUAGAAAAGGCCCAGUGAAUUAUCAUGAAAUUCUUUCAAUAGAUUUACAAGCAUUGAAAUUAUUAGCUACAAGAUUUAAGAAGGUUUCUGUGACGUAUGGAUCGUUGAUGCAAGAAAUUGAAAAGAGUAUUCCCAAGACUGUGAUUGAAAAUUUGGAAGCAAAACAAAAAGAAAAGAAGGAAUUUAAUAUUUCCAAGAUUCAAGAAAAAUCCAUAACUUUUUUAAAUGAAAACAAUCAGAUUAUUUAUGCACCAUUGAGAGAAAUUGAGGAUGGAAAGUUGGAAAACUUUGAAGUGAUACAACAUACAGAGUUGACAUUGGGACCAGAAGCUAGAAAUAUGAUCGUGCUGAAUCAACAACAGCAAGUUCUCACUAAUAAUAGCACCUCUAACACUGUCGCCACCGCUCCUACUACUGUUCAAACUGGUUGCCAGUCACAGUUAUCGCAACAACCAUUGCAACAACAACCCAUUUCACCACAACUCCAACAACAGUUACAACAACAAUUUCAACAACUCCAACAACUCCAACAAUUACAACAAUUACAGCAACAACAAUCAUUAUCUCCAUCGUUGAUCAACUCGACAAUGCAAGUACCUACCACCCUUAACAAUAAUAUUGCAUAUAACCACUCAAACAACAACUUUAAAAACAACAUGCCAUAUAUGGAUCCCACAAUUUUAAACCCUACUGGUAUUGCUCAAACUCCGAAUACGGUCAUGAGCGCAACAUCCUCUUCAGAUUCAUCUUUUGAAGGUUUAAACCCACAACCCGAACAACAAGUGUCAAGUGAUGACGACGAUAACACCUUCGAAGAUUUAUUGCUGGAUGAAUUAAUGCAAGGUAAUGAGGAUUAUGAUCAAUUCCUCGAGUACGACGAUCUCGAUACUAUAUUUGAUCCUUCCACCUAUGUUUCAGAGGAAUAA